GACCCACAGUCAUCUAAUGAGCUCCAAGGUUAAGUAAGGACAUGAACCGGAAUCUUCCCGAUAACUUGACAUUGGCUCUGCAUCCUGCUAUGGCGGACCAUGACAUCACAAGACCCUCUCCUGCGAGCGAGGGGAGGUCCUUUGAACUAGCUCCAGAAAAAGGUAUGGCUGAGGAAUGGGAGGAAGAGAAGCAAGUCUUCUUCUCAUGGAACUGUCUCUCCUCUGCCCCUGACUAGAGAAGCAAUCUGGCUGGAGCUGGAGUCUCACGGACUAGUGGAGUUUUUGCCCCACCCCAGACAAAAUGGGGAGGGGUCACUGAGUCUCCUUCCAAGGUGGCCCUGGCCCCCACUUCUCCUCCCCUCCUUUCAUUUCUCCAGGCUUGGAGCUGGCUGGCAUCGCAUAUAGGAUGCCAAGGAGAAUGGGUCCUGAGAGGGUUGUUGUCUCUAGAGCCCUCCUGCCCCUCUGCCUUCUCCCCAUGCCUGGGCCUGUCUACUCUCUCCUCAACUGGGUCAAGAAGGUCAUAACAUGGCAGAGACCAAGCACAAUUUUUCCCACCGUCUUUGCCAACUCCAGCUUGGUAGCAACUUCUUGGUCCAUGUAGUCACCUUUAGAGAGAAGUAAACAGAUAAUUCCCCUUACACAUGUUUCUCCUUGAAGAUGCAGCAUAGUGGUUAAGAUGGUGGACUAGGAGCAGGGAAAUCCAGGUGCUGGUCCUGCUUAGGCACGGAAGCCAGCUGGGUGACCUUGGGCCAGUCCCUGUCUCCCAGCUCUGUGUAGCGUUGGGCUCUGCAACAAGCCCCCGCUGAUAAUGAAAACCCCUCUUCACAUUGUGCAUUGAUAGCUUUGCUGUAAGAGCGAGGCAAAGUCAUGCAAAAGCAAGCAGACCUGCAACCACACAGAAAAACACUCAGAAAAACACCAACACAGCUUGUUUUUCCACUUGACCUGAACUUAUGUGCAGAGAUUGGAUGUUUCAAGAUAUUGGGAGGCAAAAGGCUGCUGAUGUGGGCAGGUGUUUCUUACUCACUGUCUGUUCUGAUGAAAUGGUUGCUGCCUCCUUCCAUGCGCUUCUGUCUUGGUGGGCAACCAAACUGACCCCCCAGAGUGGCCCGUAGUGGUUAAACUGUUCCCUGGGUUGGCCCAACAGGCAAAUGUUGUUUUCCACAACUUCCGUCUGACAAAACAGCUGUGUUCACACAGCACAGAGGAAUACCGUUAACAGGUUAGUUAAAUUAACUCAUUUUCACAGCAUGCCGAGCUUGGUUAGUUUUAACCUCAGUUGAAACUUUCUGGUUUAGUGUAUCAUGUGAACCCAGAGAAACAGGUCAGCAUAGCAACCAAGUUAAGCAUGCUAUUGACUAAAAACAUCAUUUAAACUGAUGGCUGGAGAGGAAUUGACUUUAGGAGAGCACAGGCUCCCGAGUGCUUCAGUAAAUCCUUAAUUUCUAUUGUUAAUUUCUUACAAAGAUUUCCUGUUUCUUGGGGGAAACUGUGAUAGUGACAACCAUACCCCUCCUGUGCUAUGCACGUGGCCCAGCUUCCCUGGCAGCAGAAGGGCCCAGAUCAGGGGUCGCCGCUGCCAAAUCCACUGGCUCCGCCCGACACCCGCUGCCUGCCUGGACGAGGAAGAAUGCCAACCCCCAAGCCUCUCCCAUGCCCAGCGAGAGCGAGCUCAGCCCAGGGGAUCAGCCAUGGGCGCAGCCUGUCCAAGCAUUCACCACAUGGCCAAGGCAAGGGCCUGGCCUGAUUGGCCACCUGACCGCUUAUUCCGCCGGCCAAUCAGGUGCCUGAGAAGAGGUUUCCGUUGGUGCUGCCCACCUUGCAGCCUGGUCCUCGCCAUGGUACUGGAGCUCUACCUCGACCUCCUUUCCCAGCCUUGCAGGGCAGUCUACAUCUUUGCCAAAAAGAACAACAUCCCUUUCAUGCUGAAAGCCAUUGAGAUGCUGAAAGGGCAACAAUUCAGUGAGGAAUUUAACAAAGUGAACAUCCUAAGAAAAGUGCCAGUUCUGAAGGAUGGAGAUUUCAUUCUAGAAGAGAGCACAGCCAUCCUUCUCUACCUAACACGGAAAUACAACACUUCAAGUUACUGGUACCCGCCUGAUAUGAAGAAACGAGCCCGGGUGGACGAGUACCUUGCCUGGGAGAGCAGCACCAUACGGGCGAGUGCUUCCAAAAUCCUCUGGCUCAAGGUGAGGCCAGCCCCGCUCACCAGCGCUGCAAAGCACCUGGCUGGCCACUGCGCAGGCCUCCCAACAAGACUCCGACGUCCCAAGAGGAGGAGGAGGGAACGCCAUUGGGUGCAGCGUGGGCGCCAUGUUGCCCACAGAAUCCACUGGAGGGGAGGGAGGCAGAAACCAGCGGGGGAGCUGGGGGAUCCCACCCAGAGGAGAGGUCAGGGAGCCCCAGGGCAGCAGGGCAGAAGGGAUGUGCCACUCAGCUCUGGAGAGCUGCAAGAGCCCCAGCCGGUUCAAACUGGGGCCACGGGAAUAGCUGGCAAUUCGGGCCAGAAGCAGACUCAAAUAAUAAAGCCCAUGGCCAGGGGCCUGCUUCUUUUGGAGGAAAUGGUCACUACCUCAGGCGUGACCUUUCGUAUUGCAUGGGAACAGAGCAAGCUGCUAUGCCCUCAACGGGGGCACAGCAUUGCCCCCCCAAACUCCACUGCUCUGCUGGUAGAGACCACCUCCAGGCCGCCUCCACACCAAGGCAGGGCAAACUUUUUUGGGGGGGGAGGUGACAUGCUAGUGCUGGCUUCAACUGAAUAAGCAGCCAGUAUCCAGAGCGACCCACUUCCUCUCCCCUCUGUCACCCUCGGCUCUCAGAUCAUUUGGGGCCGUUUGGUGCAGAUGUGCCUAUACAAGGACUGGAGCAGUGGGGGCCAAUCCCUGCUGCACCCCUCCUGGCAGCAGACAACACGGGGGGCACAAACAGCCAACCUGGCAACAGCCUCCUCAGGAUGAGGGCUCCGGAUCUGCCACGGAGCUCCAGCCCCAUCCCAGCGGCCUCUGUAGCUGUCAGGCCCAGCCCAAGAACAACGAUGAAACAGUCCAGUCCAGUCCCUUUAUUUGCUUAAACCUUAUAGACAGAAUCUUGCCAAACUAAACCUGUACUAUUGGGGAGUGGCAAUCCUGAACCUCUUUCGCUUCCCCCCCCCCCCCUGCCGAUUGUAUUGUCUCUUGCCUCCUCCCCCCUCCUGGAAUGCGCCCCCCCUUCCCGACAGCCUCGAUCUCCCACAUCGCCCUCCUCCUCGUAGAUACACGCCCUCACAGUAGCCUCCCUGGGGCAAAGCCGGGCCCCACUCCUUCUCUCUUCUCCCCUUCUGUACGUUAAUUGUGCCAGUGCCUUUUCUGCGGGGCAGGUGGUGAUCCCGCUCUUUCUGGGCCAGCAAGUAUCCCCAGAGAAGCUAUACGAUACA
Python bivittatus (Burmese python) is the source of this 3412-nucleotide messenger RNA. Its product is annotated as glutathione S-transferase theta-1-like. NCBI's taxonomy places the organism in Eukaryota, Metazoa, Chordata, Lepidosauria, Squamata, Pythonidae. Gene Ontology annotation, biological process: glutathione metabolic process. The record is from RefSeq and is a predicted model, not a curated record. Gene Ontology annotation, cellular component: cytoplasm. Gene Ontology annotation, molecular function: glutathione transferase activity.